CCCCCACCCACCCCAAGAAACUCUAAGGCUAAAAGUGCUCACUACAGGCUUCUCACUGUGUGUGUGCAUCUCCGCUCAGCUGCUGUUUCUCGCUGAGGCAAGGUUUCAGAAGACACCACCAAGAUGCCAUCUCAAAUGGAACACGCCAUGGAAACCAUGAUGUUUACAUUUCAUAAGUUUGCUGGAGACAAAGGCUACUUAGAAAAAGAAGAUCUAAGAGUUCUCAUGGAAAAAGAGUUCCCUGGAUUCUUGGAAAACCAGAAAGACCCUUUAGCUGUGGACAAGAUUAUGAAAGAUUUGGACCAGUGCCGAGAUGGAAAAGUGAACUUCCAGAGUUUCUUCUCAUUAAUCGCUGGGCUGACCAUUGCGUGUAAUGACUAUUUUGUCGUACACAUGAAGCAGAAGGGCAAAAAAUGAACCCAAGCCAAGAAACUCCUCCCAAUCCUGACCCAUUGCAAUAUCCCAAAUGGUCAUGUUCAAGAUAUCCCCGUAUGGCUGCCCCAAGGAUGAGGGAGUUGCAUGAGCAGACCCAGGCCCUUAGAAGCCCUUAGAAUGUUCAAAUGAACUCCAGGCUUACAAUUUGACAGCUAGGGAAAGAAAAUACAAAUAUAUGCGAGAGAAGCUUUUGAUUUUUUUUUAUAUUAUAUGCGCCCUCUUCCCCACAAUA
Gracilinanus agilis (Agile Gracile Mouse Opossum) is the source of this 667-nucleotide messenger RNA. RefSeq names its product S100 calcium binding protein A10 (gene S100A10). The record is from RefSeq and is a predicted model, not a curated record. Gene Ontology annotation, molecular function: transmembrane transporter binding; calcium ion binding. Lineage: Eukaryota; Metazoa; Chordata; Mammalia; Didelphimorphia; Didelphidae. The transcript has 3 exons. Gene Ontology annotation, cellular component: cytoplasm. The coding region runs from base 124 to 417 and encodes 97 amino acids.